Messenger RNA from Mesorhabditis belari, 636 nucleotides. Lineage: Eukaryota; Metazoa; Nematoda; Chromadorea; Rhabditida; Rhabditidae. The record is from the annotation of a GenBank genome assembly.
AUGCAAAAUUUCGUGGUCUUCUCAUUGCUCGUCGUGGUUAUGGUGGCUGGGUUCAAGCCGUUGCCUGGCGGCAAUCGAAAGAAAUUGACAUCCUCUUGUGUUGAUUUCUGUAACGGUGAAUCGCGAUCAACGAGCACUGGAUUCAACUUUAAAGGCAAGGGAUGGGAGCUGUGCAAUUGUCCAAUUGCACAAGGAUCUGGACAAUGGGCAAACAGUGGUUGCUGGCGAGAAUGUGUGGAUCGAUGCGUUGCAACAAAGGGAAAAUGUGCUGAUCCGAAAAGAAGCAACAAGAAAAAUCAAGGCCCAUGUUGCUCAACAGCUGACAAGAAUUCAACAAUUCGAACUCAAUGCUACUCAACAGCAUCUGGUCUCUGUUAUUGUAAUGGACAAAAUGCACAAUGUAGCGGGAAAUUUGCCACUGCUGAUGCCACUGCUGAUGCCACUGCUGAUGCCACUGCUGAUGCCACUGCUGAUGCCACUGCUGAUGCCACUGCUGAUGCCACUGCUGAUGCCACUGCUGAUGCCACUGCUGAUGCCACUGCUGAUGCCACUGCUGAUGCCACUGCUGAUGCCACUGCCGAUGCCACUGCUGAUGCAAAAUUGCACAAAAUUGCCACUGCUGAUGCAAGACAAAGA